Molecule: messenger RNA, 480 nt
Organism: Saprolegnia diclina VS20
Lineage: Eukaryota; Oomycota; Saprolegniomycetes; Saprolegniales; Saprolegniaceae
Exons: 5
Coding region: 1-480 (159 amino acids)
Source: RefSeq, a predicted model, not a curated record
AUGGCGUCGCUGCCAGCAGCGCCAGAGGUCGACCUGGACCUUAUCUCGCUCCUCAAUGCAGACUGGAGCGACGCUGCGCACUCAACCUAUGUGGCGCCACCACAGCGCUCGGCCGACAGCUUUCUCCGCUCGCUCUACGAAGAAGAUGUUGCAACCAAGUCGUCCCGCGGCCUCCACACAUCCACGCAGCAGCGUCGACCAGCGGCGAACAAUGACCUCGAAGCUGUCGUCUUGGAGCAGCGACGGCGCAUCAAGGCUCUCAAACGAGAGCUGAAGGCCAAGGAUAUGGAAAUCCAGCGGCUCAAGAUGCAGCCGGUCGAGCCGAGCAAUGUUCGCGCCAGUCGCCCAGGGCCCAACGAGCUUCGCGCCGAGCUCGACGCGCUCAAGGUGCGCUACGAGCGCACACGAGACAGCAACACGGAGCUGCGCCGGUACGCUCGCUGGGGUCACUGUCCCGACCUUAUCAACGGCGCGUCGUAG